AUGGACUUGGUUCAUCCAGAGAGUCUGGAAGAAAGAGCACCCAGGAUGGGCACCCCAGCCUCUGUGGUGAGUGAGCCGCUCCCUUGGCAGGCCCCCACCGAGGCCCGGGGCCGCAAGCAGGCCUCGGCCAACAUCUUCCAGGACGCAGAUCUGCUGCAGAUCCAGAGUCUGUUCCAGCGCAGCGGGGACCAGCUGGCGGAGGAGCGGGCACAGAUCAUCUGGGAGUGUGCCGGGGACCACCGCGUGGCGGAGGCCUUGAGGAGGCUGCGCAGAAAGAGGCCCCCGAGGCAGAAGUCCCUGGGCCACUCGCUACAUCACUGCAGCCGGCUCAGAAUCCCAGAGCCCCGCGAUCCACUGGCUGACCCACAGAGCAGCGCCACGGAGAUGGCUUCUAGUGACCAGUAUCUGAACACUAGGAGGACAAGUGCCAGGAUCCGUCGGAAUUGGAGGAAGUCGGGCCCCACAAGCUACCUCCAUCAGAUCAGACACUGA
Messenger RNA from Pipistrellus nathusii (Nathusius's pipistrelle), 492 nucleotides. The record is from the annotation of a GenBank genome assembly. NCBI's taxonomy places the organism in Eukaryota, Metazoa, Chordata, Mammalia, Chiroptera, Vespertilionidae.